AUGGAAGAAACCUCAAGCCCAGGAUACUACACUUUGACAUUAAAAAGCAGUGAAGAAGCCCGUCUCCAGCAGGUAUUUUCUUCUCAUUGUGAUUCUGAAGGACGAAUGAAGCUGUACCAUUUCUUAAUUUUGACACUAGAAAAAGGGAUUGUUUCGAACUCCUGCCCAUUAAAUAGCAUUCUGUAUAUUUUUCAACAAAGUGCAGGAGAUAAGGACUAUCUCAGUAAAAAUCGAUUUUUUUUUGCAAUUACCUUGAUAGCUCGACAUAUAUUUCCUGACGAAAUUUCUCCAGUCGAACAAAUUUUUACCCAAAUUCUUGUAGAUCCAAUGGUCGAUUCUUCUCAUCCUAACCUCCCUACCCAAGAUGAAGCUACCCUGCUACUUCUAAGUGAAGGGGUUAUCCGUGAAUUUGAAAAAGCUGAAGAAGGUUUCUUGCACAUCCUAAUGGCUUACAAUUCUCAAAAUAUUCAAAAUCGUCGAAAAGUCAUCGGAACUAAAAAUAUCAAGGCAAAAAACCAUGGGAUAACUGCCAGAAAUUUCUUACGAUACUGCAGAGCUGCUUCUUUAGUCCCAAACUUGCUUAAUAUUGAAAACCUUCAAGACUGUAUCGCGUCAGUUUUGCCUCCACGGGACAAAGAAGAAAGAAAAUUCUAUGAAACUUGUGUGCUUAUUAAACAAUAUGAAACAGAAGGCGAUUUUUCUAGUUUAGUCCCCUUAGAUCCAUAUAAAGGAGAGCCAGAUUUAAAGCUUCAUCAUUUACAAAUGAUUUUUGGGAGAAUUGCAAUUCAGAGUAUAAGAGAUAUUGAUGACCCUGUAUUGCAGGUAAGGACACUUUUAUUUGACAAAUUAAAGCUGGGGAAAGGACAAGAGCUAGGGCCAGGGCUGAGUGUAACAUAUUCGACUGAUUAUCAAAGUGAUGUGUCGUUAGGGUCAAUUGAAGACCCAGAAGACGUAAUGGCUGAUUAUGAGCAUAAACAGAUGGUUUCUAGAAAGGAUAUGAGGGACGAUAUGAAUUUAAAUGAAGUUGUGAAGCAGACCCCUCCAUUGCCAACAAUAGAAGAUGUCAUCAAAAUGCUGGAUGAUGAAAGAGUCCCACAAGUCCCACCUGUGCCUCCAAUAGUCCAGGAAAACCCUCCACCUUAUGCAUUACCGGUUAUUCAAUUUGCACUUCCCAAGCCGCCUGAGCCCAAGCCAAAAAAUGCAAUGCCUCAACGCUCCAAUAAGAAAAAAGAAGAAACUGCAGCUGACAGGCUAAAAUUUGCCCCGCUGCCUGGUUCUUUUAUUCCUAGUCUUCCUGAUAAGCCACGCUAUGAAAAGUUUUUUGAGCUAAAACAAAGCUUGGGUUCCAAUUUAUACCCAGAAACAGCUAAACAAUGUUUAGUCAACCCAGGGGUCCACCCUUGUAUUAUUAGAGAAAUCCUUUUGCCUCCUCCUAGUCCUCCAGGAAUUGGGACAUUAAUUGAGUCUUGUUUUGUGUAUCAAAAUAACUAUAACUACCCAAUGGCAUUAAUGAGCUUAGACAAUGCUAAACGAGAAUGGCAAGAUUUUGACGGCUCAGACGACCUCAAGCCUGAAAUUGAUUUAUUUUUUGAAAUCACAAGAGGGGCGAUAUACCAGUCCUGCAAUAAAGAUGGCCUGGCUUUAGCACAAUAUUUUUCAUGUAAAGCAAGUUCUGAUAAGCUUCCAUUUAACCACCCUGAUAAAGCGUUAAUUUGGUGUGGCUUUGGAUCUGUUUUAUUCCAUCUUGGGCAUUAUGGAGUCGCUUUACGAGCUUAUUUAAUGGCUAAAAAGAUCAGAGAAAGAACUAUAGGUGGGGAUACAGUUGAUACUGCAAGCGUGUAUAAUAAUCUUGGAGUCUGCAUGUUUUUCCUUGAAAGAUAUCAAGAAUCCCAUGCAUAUUUCCAGCUAGCAGAAGCUAUUUUAGAUAUGCUAUUAGGCCCACAUCACCCUAGGACUUUGACUGCUAAACAAAAUAUAGCCAAAGUUAAACGGCAAAGCGUCAUGGGGAUGCCAGAGUUCAAGCCCUUAUGGCAGAAACAAUAUGUCGACCCAUUCCCCAAGGCUAAGAAAAAGGGCAAGAAAAAAGGCAAGAAAAAAGGCAAAAAAUAA
Blepharisma stoltei is the source of this 2109-nucleotide messenger RNA. NCBI's taxonomy places the organism in Eukaryota, Ciliophora, Heterotrichea, Heterotrichida, Blepharismidae. The record is from the annotation of a GenBank genome assembly.